This is a messenger RNA of Saccharomyces eubayanus, 4419 nucleotides long. It is a transcript of the gene YPK9, whose product is annotated as putative acid anhydride hydrolase. Gene Ontology annotation, biological process: intracellular calcium ion homeostasis. Gene Ontology annotation, molecular function: P-type ion transporter activity; ATP hydrolysis activity; ATP binding. The record is from RefSeq and is a predicted model, not a curated record. Gene Ontology annotation, cellular component: membrane. The coding region runs from base 1 to 4419 and encodes 1472 amino acids. The transcript has a single exon. Lineage: Eukaryota; Fungi; Ascomycota; Saccharomycetes; Saccharomycetales; Saccharomycetaceae.
AUGGAUAUUCCCUCGCCAGAUACAAAUCCUAAUGGUCACAGGAGCAGUAGGAACCGAAGAGCUCCAAGGGCCUCUUUUUCUUCCACAACGACAGCUUCCACUGCAACAACAUUAACAUCCGCCACAGUCUUGGACCAAAACAACUCAGAACCGUAUGCAGGCGCGACAUUCGAAGCCGUGCCAAGUUCCAUCGUGUCAUUCCAUCAUCCACAUUCUUUCCAGUCAAGUAACCUCCCAAGUCCGCGUUUGUCGGGAAAUCUCGAACAAAGAGGCCGCCGGUUGACUGAGUCAGAUCCUCUAGUGUUAUCUUCUGCUGAACAGUCAAGAAGCUCUUCCAGGAAUCCCUCUCAUUUCAGAUUCUUUACACAAGAACAAAUAUUUAAUGCCGAAGGGUCCUCGACACUAGAAAAUACAGACUAUGACACGGUAUGGGAUGCAGCCCCUGCUUACGAACAAGAUAGAAUCUACGGCACUAGCUCGUCCUCUAGACGUUCUUCCAUGCGAAGUUUCUCCAGAACUUCGUCCAUGUCAAAUGCCAACUCCUACAGAGCUUUCAAUAGCAGAGGCCGUUCCGAUUCGAGAGCUCCGCAACGAUUAGCAGGAAAUCUGGAUGCCGGAUCUGUUUAUCAUUCCAUCACGAAUUCAUCUUCCAGCUUAUCRAGAUAUACCACGAGAGAGAGAAUCCCCAUUGAAUUAGAAAGCCAAACGGACGAAAUUUUAGAGGACGGAUCUUCCACACAUUCCUUCGAAUCCUCGAAUAGUAGACGAUCUUCAAGUGAGAACAAUAGAGGAAGUAUUUCUGGCCAUGACGAAGUCCAUAACCAGCAUAGCGAAUAUUUAAAACCUGAUCACCAUGAAAAGUUUUACCCUCAGUAUGUACCUAACCUUCAUUACCAAAGAUUUUACAUUGCGGAAGAGGACUUGGUAAUUGGUAUCGCCGCUUAUGAAACCUCCAAGUUUAGAAAUUUUAUCUACAACAUGUGCUGUCUCUUGUCCUUUGGGUUAGUUUACCUUUUGGUGAGAUGGCUUCCUCACCUUAGGGUGCGAUAUUAUGGUGUCAAGGUGCCAUUGGCCAAGGCAGAAUGGGUCGUGAUAGAAAAUGAAUUUGGUGAAUUUGCCAUACAACCGAUUGAUAGACAGUGGUAUAACAGACCAUUAAGUACUGUUCUGCCUUUCGAGAAAUACUCUAACCCGCUAGAGGAAACAAACGAAACGUCAUUCAGCCAUCAUCAUGCUAAUGAAGUUAACCCAAACAUACCGAUUUUGAUCACAUUUGAAUACAGAUAUAUCAAAUUCAUUUACUCACCACUAGACGAUCUAUUCAAAACAAAUAAUAACUGGACAGACCCCGACUGGGUGGAUUUAGGUACUUUAUCGAAUGGGUUGAGUAAGGGCGUCCAAGAAGACAGAGAGCUUGCAUUUGGUAAAAAUCAAAUUAAUCUAAGGAUGAAGACUACUUCAGAAAUUCUGUUCAACGAGGUGCUGCACCCAUUCUAUGUCUUUCAAGUGUUUUCUAUAAUUCUGUGGGGGAUAGACGAAUACUAUUAUUACGCAGCGUGUAUUUUUUUGAUUUCAGUAUUAUCUAUUUUUGAUUCAUUGAACGAACAAAAAAAGAUAUCAAAGAACCUGGCCGAAAUGUCGCACUUCCAUUGCGAUGUUCGUGUUUUGAGAGAUAAAUUUUGGACAACCAUCAGCUCUUCAGAAUUAGUUCCAGGUGAUAUAUAUGAGGUAUCGGAUCCAAAUAUAAAAAUUUUACCCUGCGAUUCUAUUUUGCUGUCUAGUGAUUGUAUAGUCAACGAGUCUAUGCUAACGGGUGAAUCUGUACCUGUUUCAAAGUUUCCCGCCACGCAAGAAACAAUGUAUCAAUUGUGCGAUGAUUUUCAAAAUACCCAAAUAUCGAGUUUCGUUUCCAAAUCGUUUCUAUAUAACGGUACGAAUAUAGUUAGAGCUAGGAUUGCCCCAGGCCAAACUGCCGCCUUGGCUAUGGCUGUAAGGACAGGCUUCUCAACAACAAAGGGAUCUCUGGUUAGAUCUAUGGUCUUCCCCAAACCGACUGGUUUCAAAUUUUACCAAGAUUCAUUCAAGUAUAUUGGAUUUAUGUCGCUGAUUGCCAUUUUUGGUUUUUGUGUUAGUUGUUUUCAGUUUAUUAAACUUGGUUUGGACAAGAAGACUAUGAUAUUAAGGGCUUUGGAUAUUAUAACAAUUGUUGUGCCACCAGCUCUGCCAGCAACCUUGACUAUUGGGACAAAUUUUGCUUUAAGCAGAUUAAAGGAGAAAGGUAUUUUUUGUAUUUCUCCUACGAAAGUUAAUAUAGGUGGUAAAAUCGAUGUUAUGUGUUUCGACAAAACUGGGACACUAACAGAAGAUGGCCUAGAUGUAUUGGGGGUUCAAAUAUCGCAACCAGCAGGGGUAAGAGGUCACAAAUUUGGAGAAUUAUUAGACGAUGUUCGCCAAGUAUUUCCCAAAUUCUCUUUGAACGACUGUAAUUCUCCACUAGACUUCAAAUCCAGAAACUUUUUCAUGUCACUACUAACAUGUCAUUCACUGAGAUCUGUCGAUGGGAACCUGCUUGGUGAUCCGUUGGACUUUAAAAUGUUCCAAUUCACAGGCUGGUCGUAUGAAGAGAAUUUUCAAAAACAAACAUUCCAUUCGUUGUAUGAAGGAAGACAUGAAGGUGAUGUUUUCCCAGAAAACUCAGAUAUUAUCCCUGCGGUAGUCCACCCUGAUGGCAGUAACCCAGAAAAUACGUUUACUGAUAAUGAUCCCCACAAUUUCCUUGGAGUAGUGAGAAGCUUCGAAUUUUUGUCCGAAUUGAGACGUAUGAGUGUUAUUGUUAAACCAAAUAACGAAGACGUGUAUUGGUCAUUCACUAAAGGUGCACCGGAAGUAAUUUCUGAAAUAUGUAACAAAUCAACUCUACCGGCCGACUUUGAGGAUGUAUUGCGUAGCUAUACUCACAACGGGUAUAGAGUUAUUGCAUGUGCUGGAAAGACUUUAUCGAAAAGGACCUGGCUGUACUCUCAGAAAGUUUCCAGGGAGGAGGUCGAAUCAAAUCUGGAAUUUUUAGGAUUCAUCAUCUUCCAAAAUAAAUUGAAAAAGGAAUCAUCAGAAACUCUAAAAAGUCUGCGAGAUGCAGACAUUAGAACGAUAAUGUGUACCGGUGAUAACAUACUAACCGCAAUUUCUGUCGGUAGAGAAGCGGGUUUGAUACAAUGUCCGCACGUUUACGUUCCAUCUAUAAAUGAUACACCCUUACCUGGUGAAACUGUAAUAAUAUGGAGAGACGUUAAUGAACCAGAUAAUAUUUUGGAUACAAUGACUUUGAAACCCGUUAAAGUGGGAAAUAACCACAUUGAGACUUUAUCUAGAAAUGAUUAUACUUUAGCGGUUACUGGCGAUGUCUUUAGAUUGCUGUUCAGAGAUGAAAACGAUAUACCUGAAGAGUAUUUAAACGAAGUUCUGUUGAAGUCGUCCAUUUAUGCAAGAAUGUCGCCGGAUGAAAAACAUGAAUUGAUGAUACAACUGCAAAACCUAGACUAUACCGUUGGAUUUUGUGGUGAUGGUGCAAACGAUUGUGGUGCCUUGAAAGCAGCAGACGUAGGUAUUUCCCUUUCAGAAGCCGAGGCGUCAGUUGCUGCUCCGUUUACUUCAAAAGUAUUCAAUAUCAGUUGUGUACUUGAUGUUAUCAGAGAGGGGCGUGCUGCGUUAGUCACUUCCUUUGCUUGCUUCCAAUACAUGAGUUUGUAUUCAGCCAUCCAGUUUGUCACGAUUACAAUACUUUACAGCCGUGGUUCCAAUUUGGGUGAUUUCCAGUUUUUGUACAUUGAUUUACUAUUAAUUAUUCCGAUUGCAAUUUGCAUGUCUUGGUCCAAAUCCUAUGAUAAAAUAGCUAAGAAAAGACCCUCAGCUAACUUAAUUUCUCCGAAGAUCCUCGUUCCUCUUUUGAUCAGUAUAUUGAUAGUGUUUUUAUUCCAAUUAAUUCCAUGGUUAAUCGUACAAAAAAUGAGCUGGUACAUUAAGCCCGUUGUCGGAGGUGACGAUGCUGUAGAGUCCUCAGAUAACACUGUUUUGUUCUUUGUCUCGAAUUUUCAAUACAUUUUGACCGCUGUAAUCUUAUCCGUUGGUCCACCAUAUAGGGAACCAAUGUCAAAGAAUUUUGAAUUUAUUGUAGAUAUUGUAGCCUCUAUUUGUGUGAGUAUGUUAUUAAUGAGUUUGAAUCCGGAAUCGUACUUUGGUAAGAAAUUACAACUCACCCCAAUAUCAAACAAUUUCAAUAUGUUUAUUAUUGUCUGGGCGAUGAUAAAUUAUUACGCUCAACUAUAUAUACCCCCAUCGGUGAAAGGUUGGUUAAAGAAAAGAAAAAGUAGCAAAAAGUACAAACUAUUAAUACAAGAGCAGGAAAAAUUAACAGACGUUUAA